Fusarium sp. VM40 is the source of this 849-nucleotide messenger RNA. The record is from the annotation of a GenBank genome assembly. Lineage: Eukaryota; Fungi; Ascomycota; Sordariomycetes; Hypocreales; Nectriaceae.
AUGCGGUUCGAAAUCGAUCCCGAUAUCGUCCCCAACCUGAAAUUGGGUCUUCACUCUUUCCAGAUCAUCUUCUCCCUGGUCGCAUGGUGUUUGCAGAUCGGUGUUCUUAACGCCAAGGAUGCAGAGGUCACCGGAAAAAACGGUUGGACGUUUGGAGUGUGUUUCCUGUCUGUCCCUGCAUGGAUUUUUCUCAUCAUGACUCCGCGAUGGGGUCGCACUCGUCGCUUUGCUCAGCCCCAUGCCAUGCUUGCUGUUGACGCUGCAUUCACUGUCAUCUGGCUAUCUGCUUUUGCUACCCAGGCUUCCUACAACGCUGCUGGUCAAUGCGGUACUGCCUGCAGCAUCAGCAAGGGUAUUGUCGGCUGCGGUGUCCUUGUGACUAUUCUUUUCGGUGGCUCAACCUUCGUUUCUGCCUUCACUCUCAACUACUACAACAACCAUAACAUCCUGCCAGGUUACGACAACCGACAGAUGGGCACCGACAACAUCGAUCCCGACAAGGCUGCUUUCUCCAUGGCUCCUCACGGUGAUGAGGCCUACGAGCGAGUUGACAUGGACGACCACGAGCCCUCAGGAGGCAGUGCUUACGGUGGCGGCUACAACAACAACAGCUACAACAGCCACUCCCGCUACGGCGAUGCCAACCCCUACAGCGCUGAUGAUGAUGAUCCUGAUCGCUUCGGUGCUCUCCCUCCCCGAAACAACACUCUCUUCGACAACGACACCGAGUACCACUCCGGCGGCGCUCCUCCAUCUAUGCCAGCAAACUACGCCAACCCCACAGGCGGCCACCCCUAUGAGGAUGUUCCCGUCCAAUUCCCCGCCGGCAACUACGACAGAGGGCACUAA